Molecule: messenger RNA, 1632 nt
Organism: Aspergillus melleus
Lineage: Eukaryota; Fungi; Ascomycota; Eurotiomycetes; Eurotiales; Aspergillaceae
Product: putative zinc transporter msc2
Exons: 2
Coding region: 1-1632 (543 amino acids)
Source: RefSeq, a predicted model, not a curated record
AUGUCAACGGGGUCGCCGGUGUCCGGCGUGGAUACAAUUUCAUCAGUAUCGCAUGGACACGGCCAUGGACAUGGACGUCGCGGCCACGGCCAUUCUCGCUCGAAUCGGUGGUCGCACGGCCCCAUUUCUCACUCAGUGUCCUCUUUCGACGCCUCGACGAUUGCAAAUCCGCUGUCGCAGUCUGUGACAGCUUCUGAUAUUUCCAAUGGCUCGCCGCCCAGCUCACACUGGCAUGGCCACCAGCAUACGCACUCCCAUGCCUCGUCGAUUCAUGAGAACGGAUGGGUCGGUGUGAACCACGUCGAUGCGUUUCACACACAUACCCCUAAACAUAGCCAUACCGGCAGUAUUACGGGAUUGACACCGGAUACACCUUUGGUUUCUGCAGACCCUGAGCCGACGACCGUUUAUGAGAGCAUUACUGGGAUUCUAGCAGCAUUUCCGUGGAUCGUCGUAUCGUGGUAUUACCAGCAGUACGUACAUUGGGAAUCGCCGGUGCCAGUGCCUGGUGAGGAUACUAGCGACGAUACCUGGACGAUUGCGAGCAGUGGAACGUUAGACCAUACGGCGCAGAGGGCUGGUUUCCUGGCUGCCGCAACGAUGGUUCUACUCGGAUGUUCGCAGGCGGCUCAGCUCGCUCAGCGGGGUGAUUCGAUGCCAGGUAUGCCUAAAAUCGGUCCCACCGAAAUUCGCAGUUCUUUUGGGAAGCUGUGCUCCAUCGCGUUGCCAAUCUAUGCCUCGUUGAAGAUAGGUGGGUUCCUGGUCGCGUUUGCUCUGUUACUUGCGACUGCAACUGGCCUCCCGACAAUCAUCUCGGGCAGCAAUUCUCAGCCUGGCAACAAGGCCGGGAUACUACAGAAGAAGUUGACGGUGGGUGUCAUUUUGGCUGUCGUUGUUUUCAGUUUCCUGGGCAUGAAUACUACUUGGGACACGGAGCCUGUUCUGGGUUAUUCCUCCUUGUUGUUGUCGGUCUUCGUCAUCCGCCCUCCUUUUUCCGCCUCCGUUUCCGCAGUUUCGACUUCAGCUUCGGGCCUCGGUAUCUCAGUGUCUGGAAGUAGCGUCGACUCGAAAACAGCGUCUGCAAGUGCCUCUCCUGUUUCGCCAGCGGAAGCAGUUCUCACUGCUGCCACAGGCUUGCUCUUAGCAUUGGCAACUGCGAUUACGUCCAGGGCCAUCUCAUUCCAAGCGAUUGACUUUGUGUAUAUACUUUUGACCGCAGGCGCGUUUGCGGUCUCCUUGACUUUUCUGAUCCCGAACAAUUUGCGCUCCCCACACAAGAUCGGUCUUGCCAUCGGGACGGGCACUGCAGCCCUGUUGUGCGCACCGCCUAUGCGCGACGGUGUUUAUCUAACCUACAUCUCCCGGGGUAUCCUGGCUGCGCUUUCGUUCCCAGCCGCCCGGUUUGACGACAAGCAUUUGCGCCUCGUGACUCAUUCUCACAGCCACCACCACCAUUCCCACCAUGGCAAAGAUGCAUCACGAAUAACGAAUCUAAUCAUCCGGUACAGCGAGCCAUACCCUUUGUUGUACAGCAUCCUCAAAGAGAGUGACUCGCGACGCAUCUUCUACUUCAUGACGUAUGUCUUCCAACCUUCACUGAGUAACCGACUGGCUAAUUGUUCGCAGCCUUAA